AUGGACUUCGAAGGGAAGGGCAACUGGAACAUAUCAUUUGCUGGUGCUGGCUUCAUGGGUCUCUACCACGUGGGCGUGGCUCAGUGUCUGCAGGAGCGCGCCCCGCGCCUCCUCCAGGGCGCCCACUGUGUGUAUGGCUCGUCCUCCGGAGCGAUUUAUGCCACAAGUUUGGUCUGUGGAAUGUCUGUCGACUUCUGCUGCUCUUACUACAUGGAAAUGACCACAGCUGUUAAGAGGCUGAGUCUGGGCAUCUUCCACCCAGCUUUCACACCUGUGGAGUACAUCAAACAGGUGCUGCAAGAAAAUCUGCCUGCCAACGCCCACAUCCUGGCCUCUCAGCGACUGGGCAUCUCGCUGACCCGCUGGCCAGAUGGCAAGAACAUCAUAGUUACCAACUUCGCCACCCGAGAUGAACUUAUUCAAGCUGUGAUCUGCAGCAUGUACAUCCCUUUCUACUGCUGCAUGAUUCCCCCCGAAUUCAGAGGCGAGCGUUACUUGGAUGGUGGUCUGAGCAAUAACAUACCCUUCAAGGACAACGAGUUCACAAUCACUGUGUCCCCCUUUCCUGGGACGCUGGACAUCUGUCCCCAGAGCACCUCGGCCAACAUGCAUGAAAUGAGCACUUUCAACUUGAACCUCCAGAUCUCCACCAUGAAUGUCUUCUUGAUGUUCCUGGCCCUCUUCCCCCCGAGUCCAGAGGUAGUGGCCAACAUCUGCAGACAAGGCUACCUGGACGCACUGAGAUUCCUGGAGAGACGGGGACUCACCAAGGAGCAGAUACUGUGGAGUUUGGCAUUUAAGGCACCUCCAUCCCCUGCUGAAGGAGCUCAGGACUCUGGCUGCAACCAGGAAGGGAAGGCGGGCCUGACUCUCAACUGGGCGGUGCCGAAUGUGUUGGUCAAGGACGUGCCCAACUUUGAGCAACUCUCGCCAGCACUGGAGGCUGCCCUGAGGAAGGCGUGCAAGAGGAAGCCCGGCCUCUGGGUGCACUUCUGGCAGUCGGGCUCCGGGCAGGUGCUGACAUAUCUGCUGCUGCCCUGCACGUUUCCUGUGGAGUAUGUCUACUUCCAGUCCAAGAGAGUGGUGGAGUGGUUUCCUGAUGCACUGGCAGAUCUGCACUGGAUGCAGGAACAGCUGAGGGGCUUGGCCCAUGGGCUGUACUCCAGGACAAAGACACAGCUCUUUGGGCCUGUCAGAGCUGGUCUAGAUGAGCUGCCAGCCAGGCUCUCUGUGGACCCCGAACACUGCCUAACUCGCUUCUCUCAGCCACAUAUGCUGAGAACAUGCGCCAAUCUGUAUCCUCUUCUCUACAACAUGUCCCUGGAAGCAGACCCCCUCUAG
This is a messenger RNA of Chrysochloris asiatica (Cape golden mole), 1341 nucleotides long. It is a transcript of the gene PNPLA5, whose product is annotated as patatin-like phospholipase domain containing 5. Gene Ontology annotation, molecular function: triacylglycerol lipase activity. Bases 1 to 1341 code for a protein of 446 amino acids. Gene Ontology annotation, cellular component: membrane; cytoplasm; lipid droplet. Lineage: Eukaryota; Metazoa; Chordata; Mammalia; Afrosoricida; Chrysochloridae. The transcript has 9 exons. The record is from RefSeq and is a predicted model, not a curated record. Gene Ontology annotation, biological process: triglyceride catabolic process; lipid homeostasis.